AUGCGCAUGUUACGCUGGUCAGCGGGAGUCACCUUACUCGACAAAAUUCGAAAUGAGUACAUCCGAGGUAGUUACAAGAUUGCCCCAAUAGUCGAUAAACUUCAAGAAAAACGAAUGCGCUGGUACGGCCACGUCAUGAGACGCCCAGAAGACCAUAUAGUCAGAACAGCCCUAAAUAUCCCGACGUCAAAAAGAGGGCGUGGAAGACCCCCCGCCACAUGGUUAACGACGGUCCAAAAGGACCUGAAACAAUACCUGGACGCCAAACUGGCCCAAAACCGACCAACCUAUAGAAAUAGGAUAAGGAGAGCCGACCCUGUAUAA
This is a messenger RNA of Pectinophora gossypiella (pink bollworm), 324 nucleotides long. RefSeq lists its product as uncharacterized. NCBI's taxonomy places the organism in Eukaryota, Metazoa, Arthropoda, Insecta, Lepidoptera, Gelechiidae. The transcript has a single exon. The record is from RefSeq and is a predicted model, not a curated record. The coding region runs from base 1 to 324 and encodes 107 amino acids.